This is a messenger RNA of Thlaspi arvense, 1305 nucleotides long. Lineage: Eukaryota; Viridiplantae; Streptophyta; Magnoliopsida; Brassicales; Brassicaceae. The record is from the annotation of a GenBank genome assembly.
AUGCCUUUGCCUUGGAAGAAAUCGAAAUCGGGUCGGAUCUCGAGAUUUGUAUCGGACCUCCAACAAUCUCCAAAACACGGCGGAUCUCUCGUUGUCGAGACUGGAUUCCCGACUUCUCUAAUCGAUCUCUUCGUUAAGAAUCGCGAUCGUCUCAAGAAAUCUUCUUCAAAACGCAGCAGCAACAACAACAAAGCCCAGACACAAACCGCUCCGAUACAUUCCCUUCCUCCACGACGGCGCGUUUCGUCUCCGCCUCCUCCUGUGCAGCGGCGUAGGUCGCUUCCUCAGAAGCUUGAUACAGCGUCGGUUACGGAAGAUCCCGCGACGAGUAAGAUCGAGGAAAGUUUCGUCGGUGGAGGUGGCUCAACCUUCGAGAAUAGGCAUGGCAGUGACGACGAUGGCAACGGCGGUAAUCGCGGCGGAGGAGGAUGCGUUCUCAUGGUGGUGGUGGUUAAGGUUUUCGUGGUGGCUGUGCUCGCCUUAAGCACGAAAAGGCUCGCCGUGGGAAUCACUAUCUCCGCAUUCGCACUCAUUUUCCUCGAGCUAACGGUGGCGCGUGUCUUCACGCUCCUCAAUCUUUGCCCCGGCGCGCAGGUUCGGCUCGAUUCGUUGAUCGGAAAGCUCAUAGGGAAGCGGCGGCAAGAUAAGCUAGAAGAAUCACCAUCGACGCACGAGAGAAGAAGCAAGGUCUCUUUUGAAAUCGUCGAAAGUUUCGAAGAAUCGAGAGAUUGCAUUGAGGAAACUCGAGUUCCUCAAUCGGAGAAGAAACCGAACUGGGAGGAGUCGUCGACGUUGGAUAAGUCAAAACCGGUGGCGGAGGAGAAGAAAGUGCAGACGAUUAGAGAUGUGGUGUUUACGAAGGAGAAGAGUAAAAGCGCGAAGCUGAAAUCGAAGAUCGUGAAGAAAAUCGUGCCGAAGAAGUUAAGAAAUUAUAAGAAGAAGAGGAAGAUGAAGAUCAAAGAAAAAGAGGAAGAGGAGGAGAUUGAGCUAGUUGAAGAAGAAGGAGAAGAGGAAGAGUCUGUGACGGAAGUGUCGAGUUUGUAUUCCGAGGAGAUAGUCGAGAGCGAAAUCUCUGAAAAAGAUGAGAUCGGUUCGAAUCCGCCAUUGUUGGAGAGCUGUGAAGAGGCUGUCGAAGAGGAAGAAGAAGAAACUGGAUCAAAAGGGGAUCUAACGAAAGCGAUGGUUCUGAUAGUGAUUGCUCUUGCUGGAUUGUUAAGCGGGAAAGUCGUAGCUAUUGGUCUGACACUCUCUUGGUGUCUGAUUCUGAGAGUUGUCUGCUGCAAAUCUAAAAAAACCAGUCUCUGA